GUCUCCAAGGACGCGCGCCUCCAACUUCCGGCCGCGAGAGGCGUGCCCAGGACCCUGACUCGGGAAUCCAGCUCCGCGCGGCCCCACCAGACCCGGACUCGGAGCCGCGGGCGCCUGGAGAUGAGCUGCGAUGACUCCUCCCUUAUGGCUGGGAUCAUUUACUAUAGCCAAGAACAGUACUUCCACCAUGUGCAGCAGGCCGCGGCCUUGGGCCUGGAAAAAUUCAGCAAUGACCCUGUCCUACAGUUCUUUAAAACCUACGGGAUCCUCAGGGAAGAGCACAUCCAGGAUGCCAUCAGCAACCUGGAGAGCAUCCGGAAUCAUCCAGACGUGUCCCUGUGCUCCACCAUGGCCCUCAUUUAUGCUCACAAGUGCUCUGAAGCCAUUGACAGAGAAGCCAUUCAGGAGCUUGAGAGCAGCCUGAAGGAAAUCCGCAAGACAGCCGGCGCAACGGCGCUCUACUAUGGCGGCCUCUUCCUCUGGCUCGUGGGCCACCAUGACAAGGCCAAGGAGUACAUCAACCGCACCCUGAAGAUCUCCAGCAGCUCCAGAGAGAGCUAUGUGCUCCGAGGCUGGGUGGACCUCACCUCAGACAAGCCCCAUACCGUGAAGAAAUCCAUCAAGUACCUGGAACAAGGAAUGCAGGACAGCAAAGAUGUGCUGGGGCUGAUGGGAAAGGCAACCUACUUCAUGUUGCAGCAGAACUACUCGGGGGCGCUGGAGGUGGUGAACCAGAUCACCGUCACCUCAGGGAGCUUCCUGCCUGCCCUGGUCCUAAAGAUGCGGCUAUCCUUGGCUCGGCAGGACUGGGAGCAGACGGUCGAAAUAGGCCACAGAAUCCUAGAAAAAGAUGAAUAUAAUAUCGAUGCCCGCCAAAUCCUAGCUGUGCAUGAGCUUGCAAGAGAAGGCAACAUGACCACAGCUACCAGUCAUGUUAGAAAUCUGAUUAAGGCACUGGAGACAAGAGAGCCUCAAAAUCCAAGCCUCCAUUUAAAAAAAAUUCUUGUGAUUAGCAGGCUGUGUGGGAGGCACCAGGAGAUUCUACGGCUGGUGUGCAGCUUCAUCGAGCACACAUUCAUGGCCACACCCUCCUAUGCCCAUGUGGCCACAGAGCUGGGCUAUCUCUUCAUCCUGCAGGACCAAGUGAGGGAGGCAUCUCUGUGGUACUCGGAGGCCAUGAAAUUGGACGAGAGCAGUGUGGCUGCCUUGACAGGGAUCAUCUGGUGCCAGAUCCUGGACGGUCACCUGGAGGAGGCUGAGCACCAGCUGGAAUUCCUGAAGGAGGUGCAGCAGUCCCUCGGAAAGUCUGAGGUGCUGGUUUUCCUCCAGGCCCUUCUGGCAUCCCGGAAGCACACGGGGGAGCAGGAAGCCACUGCCCUCCUGAAGGAGGCUGCAGAGCUACACUUCUCCAGCAUGCAGGGCCUCCCCCUGGGCUCCGAGUACUUCGAAAAACUGGACCCCCUCUUCCUGGUCUGCAUCGCCAAGGAGUACUUGUUCUUCUGCCCCAAGCAGCCCCGGUCGCCAGGCCAGAUGGUGUCUCCACUUCUUAAACAAGUUGCCGUGAUCCUGAAUCCUGUAGUCAAAGCAGCGCCAGCUCUGAUCGACCCCCUGUAUGUGAUGGCUCAGGUCAAGUACCUCUCAGGAGAGUUAGAGAAUGCCCAGAGCACUCUGCAGCGCUGCCUGGAGCUGGACCCCACCUCCGUGGAUGCCCACCUCCUCAUGUCCCACAUCUACCUGGCACAGGGCAAUUUUGCCAAGUGUUCUCACUGCUUAGAGCUGGGCGUCAGCCACAACUUCCAGGUCCGAGACCACCCCCUCUACCGCUACAUCAAGGCCAGGGCCCUCAACAAGUCUGGGGACUAUGCAGAAGCCAUAAAGACACUGAAAACGAUCAUAAAAUUACCAACUCAGAAGAUGGAAGAAGGCAAGAAGUUCCGUGGGCCUUCUGUACAGCCCAGCGAGCGGGUGUCCAUCCUACUGGAAUUGGCAGAUGCCCUCCGGAUGAAUGGGGAGCUGCAUGAGGCCACCAAGGUCAUGCAGGAUGCCAUCAACGAGUUCAGUGGCACACCAGAGGAGAUCCGCAUCACCAUCGCCAAUGUGGACUUGACCCUGAGCAAGGGGAACGUGGACAUGGCACUGAGCAUGCUGAGGAACAUCACGCCCAAGCAGCCCUGCUACAUGGAAGCCAAGGAAAAGAUGGGCAACAUCUACCUGCAGACCCGCAAAGACACCCGCCUCUACAUCGGCUGCUACCGGGAGCUCUGCGAACACCUGCCUGGUCCCCACACCAGCCUGCUACUGGGUGAUGCUUUCAUGAACAUUCAGGAGCCCGAAAAGGCCCUGGAGGUAUAUGAGGAGGCCUAUAGAAAGAACCCACACGAUGCAUCCCUGGUCAGCAGGAUCGGGCAAGCCUAUGUGAAGACUCACCAGUACACCAAGGCAAUUAAUUAUUAUGAGGCUGCGCAGAAGAUCAGCGGACAGGACUUUCUGUGCUGUGAUCUGGCUGAGCUGCUCCUGAAGUUGAAGAAAUUCAAUAAGGCGGAGAAAGUUCUGAAACAAGCACUGGAACAUGACUUUGUCAAAGACAUCCCGACCAUGAUGAACGAUGUCAAGUGCUUGCUUUUGCUGGCAAAGGUUUAUAAGAGUCAUAAAAAGGAAGAUGUGGUGGGAACUUUGAAUGAGGCCAUGGACCUCCAGUCUCGGAUACUGAAGCGUGUUCCACUGGAGCAACCAGAAAUGACCCCCGCCCAGAAGCAACUGGCAGCCUCCAUCUGUGUCCAGUUUGGGGAGCACUACUUGGCAGAGAAGGAGUUUGCCAAGGCAGUGCGGUCUUAUAAGGAUGCCCUCUUCUACUCGCCUGUCGACAAUAAGGUGGUGCUGAAGCUGGCGCAGCUCUACCUCCUGCAGGGGCAGUUGGACUUGUGCGAGCAGCACUGUACCAUCCUCCUGCAGUCCAAGCAGAACCACGAGACCGCCACAGUGAUGAUGGCUGACCUGAUGUUUAGAAAACAGAAAUGCGAAGCCGCUGUCGAUCUCUACCGCCAAGUCCUGGAGAAAGCGCCAGACAAUUUUUUGGUAUUGAAUAAACUAAUUGAUCUGCUAUGGAGAAGUGGCAGACUUGAAGAUGCCCCUGCCUUCUUUGAAUUGACCAAGAAGAUGUCCAGCCGCAUUCCUUUGGAGCCAGGGUUCAACUACUGCAGAGGCAUCUACAGCUGGCACAUAGGGCAACCCAACGAAGCACUGAAGUUUCUAAACAAAGCGCGCAAGGACAGCACUUGGGGCCAGAGUGCCACCUACUACAUGGUGCAGAUCUGUCUGAACCCAGACAACGAGAUCGUGGGCGGAGAGGUUUUUGAGAACCUGGUGGCUGAGAGCAAGAAGGACUCGGAGCAGCACGGUGUGCGCACCGCGGAGAAGCUGCUGCGUGAGUUUUACCCGCACUCGGCCUGGGGCCAGACCCAGCUGCGGCUCCUGCAGAGCCUCUGCCUGCUGGCCACCCGAGAGAAGGCCAACGUGGAGGCGGCGCUGGGCACCUUCAUCGAGAUGGCGCAGGCAGAGAAGGACAGCGUCCCCGCCCUGCUGGCCACGGCGCAGGCCUACGCGCUGCUGAAGCAGGUCCCCAAGGCGCGCACGCAGCUGAAGCGUCUGGCCAAGGCCCCGUGGGCGCUGGGCGAGGCAGAGGACCUGGAGAAGAGCUGGCUCCUACUGGCUGACCUUUACUGCCAGGGCGGCAAGUUCGACCUGGCCACCGAGCUGCUGCGGCGCUGCGUGCAAUACAACAAGUCCUGCUGCAAGGCCUAUGAGUACAUGGGCUUCAUCAUGGAGAAGGAGCAGUCCUACAAAGACGCAGCCACCAACUACGAGCUGGCCUGGAAAUACAGUCAUCAUGCCAACCCUGCCAUUGGCUUCAAACUCGCUUUCAACUACUUGAAGGACAAGAGAUUUGUGGAGGCCAUUGAAGUCUGCCACCAUACCUCCAGAGCUCAAGAAGCAACUACUCCUCCCUGCCCUACCGGCCACACCAUCCUGCCCGGCUGGGACACAGACAGGAGGACCAGCUCAGGGGGUCCCAGAGCUGAGGCUCUGUGUGAGGGAGGCCAUCAUCCUGCAGCUUGUGAGCGCCCUUGGCUCACUCUGUCCGUACAUUCUGUCUCCCCAAGUCCUCCGCUGGUCUCUGCUGGUCCUCACUGGUUUGGGACAAACCUGAUUACCCGUGCCUGGUACAGGGAAAUACAGCCCAAGAAAAUACAGUUCCCACUUCACAUUUUCUAAAAGACACUGACCAACAAAUUUAUCCUCCAGAAACCCUUUUCACACCUCGGGGGACACAAGCAGUGGGCCCUCUUUAGAUGAAUUAUGUUACUUGUAAUGGGCAAGAGGGUGACAGAGGUCACUUUUGCUCCAGCUCCCAACACCUCUCUUCUUCUUUUUCAUGACGGCAGUAAUGGGCCAGUCUGGCUUAGAGGGAGGAACUCUGAACUGGGAGUCAGGAGUGUGACCUUCCCAAGACCAUCCGCUCUUUGGAUCUCAGUGUCCCCGUCUGUGGCAGGAAAUUAGACUAGAUGUGCGUGUUCCCAAACCAUGAUACAAAUCCCUGCCAGUGAUAUACAGCAAACAUUUUACAGUUUAAUAACUAUGUGUUUAAAUAUCAUUGUUACGUAACAGAGAAAAAUAACUAGCAUGAUGAACUCAUGAAUUCACGAGUGCUGUUAACUCAGAAUGGUUCUAACUUCUAAGCAUAUCGAUGUAAUUGAUGUAAAGCAAAAUACUUAGUAUGCGUAGAAUGCAGCUAUGGCAAAAUUUUCAAGAGAAGUUGUCCAGUGACGAAAGUUUGGGAACCGAACAGGUAGGGGUUGCUUUUAGAACACACAAAAUUGUCCUUAGUGGUGGCUGAGCCUUGUUUUUAUAACAUCCUGCUGAUCACAUGCAUGGCCUCUUGAUCUGAGUCAGUGACCUGGAAUGCUUUCCCCAGGUUACUACCCUUCCUAUGGGAAACCAGUUCCCUUUCCUAGCAUCUGCUUUACAAUCUGGUUUCUUGGGGCGGGUCAUUGAGAGACAGUUUGUCUGUAUGGAGAAUGAUGCUGUAAAGGAUUGUACAUUAAUCACAUUUUUAUUGCUGUUAAAACCUAAAUUGUCUAUAUUUAUCUUAAAAAAAAAAAAAAAGCCCAGGAAGUGAUCCUGUUGCCCUAGACGGGGAGUGGGCAGGUUCAGUCCAGCCAUGGGCUGUGUCCAUGGUUUAGGAGCCUGUGGGGGCUUCCAGCCAGGGAACUGGAGCGGCCAGGAGCUGCCAUCCAGAUCCCCAGGCUAAUCAGAGCAGGGCCUCAGAGCCCUUGGAGAGGCCCAGAUUUUGAAUCACACAUGCUGAAGCAAUCUCUGCAAGAGGGUUCCCGGGAACCCUCAGGGGGAAGACAGAACAACGAAAUGUACCAGGAUACUCCACCCUGACAAGCCUAAGGCCUGGCUGUCCCUGGCUAAGUUGGUUACAGGGACAGGCUGCCCACCAUAGGCCAGGCUCCAAGCUAUGGAUCCUCUCCCGGCCACUGACGAUGUGGCCACGUGGCCAUGUCCAGAGAUAAGAGACAGAUACCCAAAGAGUGACAGAACUUGCAAACAAGAGAGAAUAGAACAUAGAAAUAGAGGCAGAAAUAUAAAAACAAAAUGGAAGUCACAAACGAGGCUUGCAUGUCCCGGGCACUCUCCUAAGUGCUGUAUAUAUGCGAACUGAAUGAGCUUAUGAGGCGAGCGGUGUGAUUAGUUGCACAGUAUUGAGGACACCAAGACCCCGUGGUAGUAGAGGGGACAUGAUCUACCUAAGCCACCUUGCCAGGUAGUAGAAGAGCUGGGAUUUGAACCUGGCACUCUGGGUCCGUGCUCUCACCCAAUAAGCCACAGAGAUGAAAUAAGGAGAGCCCAGCACAGAUGAGAAGGCAGAGAAUUAGAGCCAGAUCUGGUCUCCUUGUUUGGUCCUCCCUUCCAGCCCUUCGUAUAAAUCAUUCCUAAGGGGGAGGUCAACCUUGCUCCUCAGGCCCUAGUCUGGGAGUCCCCAGGGCAGGGUGCGGCCUGCUCCUCGGCCUGCUCCUCAUCCCGCAGCCGGGCUGCUGGGGACCCGUCAGACGGGUCUGGCUGGUGCGGAUGGUUGAAGUCCUGCAGCUUCCGGUGCUCAAGUCCCCAGGGGCCUCAGCAGCUCAGCCCCACACAAGGCCUCUGCUGGCCACAUCCCACUGCCUGCCCCUAACUGGGGGGGAGAGGAGGGGACUUCGCCCUCAGGGCCAGGCCCCACCUAGCUCAGUGUACCAGUGGGAAACAGCCCGAGCGAGCGGAUAGCCAGGUCUCAGAAGACUGCCCUGCUGCUGCGCACCACCACCCCAGGAGACCACUGGAGAGAGAUGGGUUCCUGAAAAGGGAAAACUGCUCUACCUGCCUGGCAACCUCCCAGCUGGCUUCCUAUCUCCAAGGUGACAGGCCUGCAUGGAAAG
Molecule: messenger RNA, 6476 nt
Organism: Zalophus californianus (California sea lion)
Lineage: Eukaryota; Metazoa; Chordata; Mammalia; Carnivora; Otariidae
Gene: TTC21A
Product: tetratricopeptide repeat domain 21A
Exons: 29
Coding region: 121-4272 (1383 amino acids)
Biological process (GO): protein localization to cilium; intraciliary retrograde transport
Cellular component (GO): intraciliary transport particle A
Molecular function (GO): protein binding
Source: RefSeq, a predicted model, not a curated record